GUAUUAUAUUAUUAUAUUUAUAUCCUGCUUUAUCUCUCCCGCAGGAAACUCAGAACGGCUAUGUGUCUAUAUUAUUAUUAUUAUAUUUAUUUCUCCCAAAGGAGACUCAAAGCGACUAUGUAUUAUAUUAUUAUAUUUAUUUAUACCCUGCUUUAUCUCUCCCAAAGGAGACUCAGAACGGCUAUGUGUCUAUAUUAUUAUUAUUAUAUUUAUUUCUCCCAAAGGAGAUUCAAAGUGACUAUGUAUUAUAUUAUAUUUAUUUAUACCCUGCUUUAUCUCUCCUGCAGGAGACUCAGAAGGGCUAUGUGUCUAUAUUAUUAUUAUUAUUAUUACUAUUACUGUAUUUAUUUCUCCCAAAGGAGACUCAAAGCGACUAUUAUAUUAUUAUAUUUAUUUAUAUCCUGCUUUAUCUCUCCCGCAGGAGACUCAGAACGGCUAUGUGUCUAUAUUAUUAUUAUUAUUAUUACUAUUACUGUAUUUAUUUCUCUCAAAGGAGACUCAAAGCGACUAUGUAUUAUAUUUAUUUAUACCCUGCUUUAUCUCUCCCACAGGAGACUCAAAGCAACUAUGUCUCUAUUAUAUUAUUAUUACUAUUAUUGUAUAUAUUUAUACGCCGCUUUAUCUCUUCCGAAGACUAAAAGCGGCUUAAUAUAAAGGUAUUAGCAUAUCAUUUGAAACAUACAAAAAUGAUAUUAUUAUGUGGGAUAUAAGCCGUGUAUGCCGCUCUGAAAUGGUCAGCUUGAUUAACAUUGAAUGGUCUCACCUGGCUGCUUCCUGCCUGAGGGAAUCCUUUGUAGGGAGGCGUUAGCUGGCCCUGAUUGUUUCCUGUCUGGAAUUCUCCUGCUUUUUUGUGUUACUCUUUAUUUACUGUCCUGAUUUUAGACUUUUUAAAUGCUGGUGGCCAGAUUUUGCCCUCAGGUUGAUAAUGUUGACCUUCAUUCCUCUGAAACAACAUUUAGGAAGUCAAGUUUUUUUCCACGCCUAAGCCACGCCCCUUUUCAAACCGUCGUUUUGGCCACGCCCUUUCAUAACCGCCGUUUUGGCCACGCCCCAUUUCACUAGGGCACGCCCCCUUCUCAAACAUCCCCUCAGGACAUUUCCAUUUCCCAAGCCACGCCUCUUUUUAAACCGCCUCUCGGGCCACGCCCCCUUUCUAAGCCACGCCCCUUCGCACUGCCAUUGCUAGGCAAGAAUUUCUCAGGCGAGUAUUGGCUCCGCUGCCGCUUUCACGCGGGACACUCUGGGAGUGCUCUUCUCUCUCUCCUCGGUGGUCGCGUCGAAGCUCAUGGCGGGGGGCGGGGCCUUCCUAGCGCGGCCUCUGCUGCGGCUCCUGCCUCUGCUGGGGCUGGUGGGUUCGAGCGCCCCCUGGGGGCUGGGCGCCUGGUACUGCAGCUUCUCCGCUACGUGCGAGUGCGACUUCCGGCCGGACCUCCACGGCCUGGAGUGUGAUUUGGCCUUGAACCUGUUUGGGCAGCCCGUGGCCCGGCGGCUCCUGAGCCAAGGCCUGAGGGAGUUUGUGGGCCAGCGGGACCCGGCCAAGCCACUGGUGAUGUCCUUCCAUGGCUGGACUGGCACCGGCAAAACCUACGCCGCCUCCCUCCUGCUCCGCCACCUCUUCCGGGACGGGCCCCGCAGCCCCCACGCACACCACUUCUCCCCCGUGGUCCAUUUCCCACACACGGAGCAGAUCGAGCAGUAUAAGAAAGACCUGAAGAGCUGGAUCCAAGGGAAUUUGACCCUCUGCAGCCGGUCGGUGUUUAUCUUUGACGAGAUGGAUAAGAUGCCGCCGGGAUUGAUCGACGUGAUCCUCCCGUUCUUGGGAUCGUCGUGGGUCGUGUUCGGGACCAACUACAGGAAGGCCGUCUUCAUUUUUGUCAGCAAUGCGGGCGGAGAGCAGAUUAACCAGAUGGCGCUGGACCUCUGGCGGGAACGCAAAGACCGCGAGGAGCUCAGCCUUCAGGACCUGGAAACCGCCAUCUUGAAAGCUGUGUUUGAAAACCCACAAAAUGGGUUUUGGAAGUCUGCGAUCAUACAGCAAGGCCUCAUUGACUUGCUAGUGCCUUUCCUUCCCCUGAAGCACCACCACGUGAAGCAGUGCGUGGCCCACGAGCUGGCCAGCCAAGGCCUCCAACCCUCCCCGGGGGUGUCCCAAGCGGUCGCUGACAGCCUCUCUUACUUCCCUGAGGAAGAGCGCGUCUUCUCGUCCACUGGCUGCAAAACUGUGGCAUCACGGGUCCCAUUCUACCUCUGACCGUCUGGAGACAUCGCCCUCAAAGACAUGGCUCUUCAGUUUAACAGCUGAGUAACCUGUGUGCCAUGACGUGAACACCGUAACACUUUUGGGAGUCUCUAUCCACUCACAACAAAAAUAGAAGCACUCCAGGUUUUGACCUUUGAUUUGCUUCAUGGACUAAGGAAGGAACGUUUUGUGUUUUUUUUAUGAUCAGCGUUUACACUUUGCCCUGAGCAAAUGACGUGGGCGUUUUUGUAUCCAAAGGAGAAAAGGCUGCGAUGCUCCGGAAACUAAAUCUCUUUUUAAUCCUUUCCUAUAGACUUUCAAAGUGGCAGCUAUCACAUCCAGGCUCCUGGAUUCAUUCACCCUUGAAUUGAUUGUCUUUGGAUUCUUCUUACCUCUGAUGUCUUACACGACGUUUCAAAACAAUAAUGUGAUUUUAUUUUAUUUUUCUGUCCGUACGCUGGAUGUGGAGCCCCCGGUGGCACAGCGGGUUAACCCACUGAGCUGCCGAACUUGUGGAUUGAAAGGUUGGCGGUUCGAAUCCGGGGAGCGGGGCGAGCUCCUGCUGUUAGCCCCAGCUUUGCCAACCUAGCAGUUCGAAAACAUGAAUAUGUGAGUAGAUGAAUAGGUACCGCUUCUGCGGGAAAGUAACGGCACACCUAAAAUAAUAAUAGUAAUAUUACCCCCAGAGUUGGACAGAACUAGACAUGAUGUUUACCUUUUUUAUGCUGGAUGUUCUUGCAAUCGUCAGGCCUGAUAUUCCCUGGAUAUUUUCUUUUCUGUUGAAAUCAAAUGGAACUCCUGGAAGAGACUUCUCUAGGGAUCCUUAUUUUUUACAAGGAAAGUGGCUUGAAAGGCCCAAGAAACAAAGGUGCUAAGUGCUAUUGCAACACAAAACACUGUGACGGUUUUCUCUGUGGCCACGACUGACUCUUUUUAGGCUUCAGUGGAAGAGAAAAUACUAUCUGCUUGCAAGACGUGGAACUUCCACCGUAGCCUUUCUCAUCUCCAAAGAUUCAGCGUGAGGCGACAACAACUCUCUUCGCCCAAUGGCACAUCCAUCUAAGAGGAUAUGGCAGGGAAACCAAACGCAACGCUGCCCGAGAGGCCUAGAAGUGUCCGAUGCCCUGGUUGAAGGUCCUCCAUUGGUAAGGUUCGUCCGAACGGACCGGUUCAGGCAGCUUCGGGCUGAGGUCCAGGCGCAAGGCGCUUGGCUCCAGGGAGACCCUCUUCUCCAGCGCUUCCUUCACCUCCUGGCUCACCUGACAGGCAGACAGCGAAGGGCCCGAGACUGUUAGGAAUGAUGGGAGUUGAAGUCCAAAACCCCCGUCCUAAAGGGAGACUUACUUGGCGCGUCUUCAGCUGGCAAGCCGACAUCCUCUCCUUCAGCCGCUUCUCUUCGAAGCCCCGCAGCUUCUCUCUGCUCUCCUUCUCCUCCGCUGCCUUCUCCGGUUCUUUGUUUUCGGUGUAGACGUCUUUGGGGGGCUCUUCUUUCCCUCUGGGAUCCGAGCUGGGCAAGGGCAAGAAGCAACACCAGAGCACCGAGGGAUUUAUUCCCCCGACAUUACGGACUCAAGCUUGGUUUGUUCUCCCACCCUGGACAUUAUUCCACAGGGAUAUAGACACUCCACAUGCCUCGUUUCCAGCAGAACCUCUCUGAAGAUGCCAUUAGCCACAGAUGCAGGCGAAAUAUCAGGAGAGAAUGCUACUGGAACAUGGCCAGACAGCCUUAUCUCAGCUGCUUCGACAUUGCAAGUUCUACCAGAAGGCACGAAGUGGUAAAGAGACAGGACUCUCCAAUUCAGCUUUCAACUGAAAACGGCUCCUUAUCUUUAUUUUAUAUAUACAGUAGAGUCUCACUUAUCCAAGCCUCGCUUAUCCAAGCUUCUGGAUUAUCCAAGCCAUUUUUGUAGUCAACGUUUUCAAUAUAUCGUGAUAUUUUGGUGCUAAAUUCGUAAAUACAGUAAUUACGACAUAACAUUACUGCGUAUUGAACUACAGUAGAGUCUCACUUAUCCAAGACUCGCUUAUCCAAGCUUCUGAAUUAUUCAAGCCAUUUUUGUAGUCAAUGUUUCCAAUAUAUCGUGAUAUUUUGGUGCUAAAUUCGUAAAUACAGUAAUUACAACAUAACAUUACUGCGUAUUGAACUACUUUUUCUGUCGUGUUGUAUAACAUGAUGUUUUGGUGCUUAAUUUGUAAAAUCAUAACCUAAUUUGAUGUUUAAUAGGCUUUUCCUUAAUCCCUCCUUAUUAUCCAAGAUAUUCGCUUCUCCAAGGUUCUGCAGGCCCGUUUAGCUUGGAUAAGUGAGACUCUACUGUAUAUAUAUGUGUGUGUGAGGACACACAAACACACACACACACACACACACAUAUAUAUAUAUAUAUAUAUACACACACAGCAUUCUCCAGUAAUAAAUUAUAAGCAGUUUUUACAUUGGAUAGCAUUACAUUGGAUUAGCCACAGAUGCAGGCAAAAUAUCAGGAGAGAAUGCUACUGGAACAUGGCCAGACAGCCUUAUCUCAGCUGCUUCGACAUUGCAAGUUCUACCGGAAGGCAUGAAGUAGUAAAGAGACAGGACUCUCCAAUUCAGCUUUCAACUGAAAACGGCUCCUUAUCUUUAUUUUAUACACAAUAGUCUCACUUAUCCAACAGAACGUUGGAUAAGCAAAUAUGUUGGAUAAUAAGGAGAGAUUAAGGCGAAGCCUAUUAAACACCAAAUUAGGUGAUGAUUUUACAAAUUAAACACCAAAACAUUAUGUUAUACAACAAAAAGUAGUUCAAUACGUAGUAAUGCUAUGUAAUAUUUACUGUAUUUACGAAUUUAGCACCAAAAUAUCACGAUGUAUUGAAAACAUUGACUACAAAAAUGGCUUGGAUAAUCCAGAACGUUGGAUAAGUGAGACUCUACUGUAUGUUGUAAUUACUGGAUUUAUGAAUUUAGCACCAAAAUAUCACGAUGUAUUGAAAACAUUGACUACAAAAAUGGCUUGGAUAAUCCAGAACGUUGGAUAGAGGAGACUCUACUGUAUGUUGUAAUUACUGUAUUUACGAAUUUAGCACCAAAAUAUCACGAUGUAUUGAAAAUAUUGACUACAAAAAUGGCUUGGAUAAUCCAGAAGGUUGGAUAAGUGAGACUCUACUGUAUGUAGUAAUUACUGGAUUUAUGAAUUUAGCACCAAAAUAUCACGAUGUAUUGAAAACAUUGACUACAAAAAUGGCUUGGAUAAUCCAGAAGGUUGGAUAAGUGAGACUCUACUGUAUGUAGUAAUUACUGUAUUUACGAAUUUAGCACCAAAAUAUCACAAUGUAUUGAAAACAUUGACUACAAAAAUGGCUUGGAUAAUCCAGAACGUUGGAUAAGUGAGACUCUACUGUAUGUUGUAAUUACUGGAUUUAUGAAUUUAGCACCAAAAUAUCACGAUGUAUUGAAAACAUUGACUACAAAAAUGGCUUGGAUAAUCCAGAACGUUGGAUAGAGGAGACUCUACUGUAUGUUGUAAUUACUGUAUUUACGAAUUUAGCACCAAAAUAUCACGAUGUAUUGAAAAUAUUGACUACAAAAAUGGCUUGGAUAAUCCAGAAGGUUGGAUAAGUGAGACUCUACUGUAUGUAGUAAUUACUGGAUUUAUGAAUUUAGCACCAAAAUAUCACGAUGUAUUGAAAACAUUGACUACAAAAAUGGCUUGGAUAAUCCAGAAGGUUGGAUAAGUGAGACUCUACUGUAUGUAGUAAUUACUGUAUUUACGAAUUUAGCACCAAAAUAUCACGAUGUAUUGAAAACAUUGACUACAAAAAUGGCUUGGAUAAUCCAGAACGUUGGAUAGAGGAGACUCUACUGUAUGUUGUAAUUACUGUAUUUACGAAUUUAGCACCAAAAUAUCACGAUGUAUUGAAAAUAUUGACUACAAAAAUGGCUUGGAUAAUCCAGAAGGUUGGAUAAGUGAGACUCUACUGUAUGUGUGUGUGUACACACAAACAUAUAUAUAUACACACACAUACAGCAUUCUCCAGUAAUAAAUUAUAAGCAGUUUUCACAUUGGAUAGCAUUACAUACUGACACUCCACGUGCCUCGUUUCCAGCCGACCUCUGAACAUACCUCCGAGGAUGCCAGCCACAGAUGCAGGUGAAACGUCGGGAAAGAAUACUACUGGAUCGUGGACAUACAGCCUAAAAAAUUCUCAGCAAUCCUACAGCAACAUUGACUAAAUGGAUAACCAUGCGGUUGCCUCAGUUUACCCUUUGUGUUUUGCCGAGUCUGUAGUGGGUUCCGGGCAGUUUGCCAUUCUCCGGUCCAGGAGCGUCCUGGCGAGGACCCCCAUUUUGCUGUUGGUGAAGGACUUGAUGUGCUCCCCUGGGAAGAAGUUUUUGGCCAAAGUGUGGGUCUGAGAAAGAGCAAACGGGAGUGUCUGAAAAGUCUUGGUGGAAGUAAACAAACUCAUUGUUCUGCAUUAUCCCCUAAAUACAUCCUUCUGUCUCGUG
This is a messenger RNA of Anolis carolinensis (green anole), 6716 nucleotides long. It is a transcript of the gene tor2a, whose product is annotated as torsin family 2 member A. Bases 1286 to 2251 code for a protein of 321 amino acids. The record is from RefSeq and is a predicted model, not a curated record. NCBI's taxonomy places the organism in Eukaryota, Metazoa, Chordata, Lepidosauria, Squamata, Anolidae. Gene Ontology annotation, cellular component: nuclear envelope; endoplasmic reticulum lumen. Gene Ontology annotation, molecular function: ATP hydrolysis activity; ATP binding. The transcript has 6 exons.